Podarcis raffonei (Aeolian wall lizard) is the source of this 608-nucleotide messenger RNA. It is a transcript of the gene ROMO1, whose product is annotated as reactive oxygen species modulator 1. Lineage: Eukaryota; Metazoa; Chordata; Lepidosauria; Squamata; Lacertidae. Gene Ontology annotation, cellular component: TIM23 mitochondrial import inner membrane translocase complex. The record is from RefSeq and is a predicted model, not a curated record. The coding region runs from base 115 to 354 and encodes 79 amino acids. Gene Ontology annotation, biological process: protein insertion into mitochondrial inner membrane; protein import into mitochondrial matrix. The transcript has 3 exons.
UCGCCUCCCCCCUCCCCGCCGGGAGAGCCGUUUCCUGCGACGUAAUCGGAGUGCGACGGAAGCGCAGGCCGCGCUGAGGGAAACUCGGGUGGAACGAAGCGCGGAGUGGUCGAGAUGCCUGUGACAGUGGGGCCAUAUGGCCAGUCCCAACCCAGUUGCUUUGACAGAGUGAAAAUGGGCUUCAUGAUGGGCUUUGCUGUUGGUAUGGCAGCGGGUGCACUGUUUGGCACAUUUUCUUGUCUCAGGUUUGGCAUGAGAGGGCGAGAACUGAUGGGUGGUGUUGGCAAAACCAUGAUGCAGAGUGGUGGAACUUUUGGGACAUUUAUGGCAAUUGGCAUGGGAAUCCGCUGUUAAUGUUACUUUUCUAUCACGAAGACCAAUGCCCCUGCAAGUUGGAAGUUCUGCUAUGUAGUAGAAUAAAAAUCUCUGCACCAAGAUUGAAUAAUCCAUCAAAAUAAGUUUCGGCCGUUAUUGCUGUAGCAAGAGUUUGUAAAUCUUUUUCUCCGUAACAAAAGUGGCAAAGGCAGUGGAGAUUUAGAAGCAAUGGAAUCUCUGUAUACAGUGAAUCUCCGUGGAUGUGACCUCAAAUAAAUGACCAAUUAUAGGAA